UUUUCAGUGUUUUGCCAUACGAAUAAAUCAGACUUCAGCGAUUAGAUACAAUUCAACUACUGAUUAGAAAAAAAUGAACAGUUUCUGAGGUCACAAACAACAACCUUGCCAUCAUCAAAUCAAGUUAUAGCAGAGCAACCAGCAUGGAAGCGAAUGGCGAAACAAUGCCCCUGGUCUACAAACGCAAUGAGUUAGCUAUCCGUAGUCCGGACCGACCAGCAUACGGACUACUACCAAACCCGAUUGAUGUUUGUUCGUUCUCACGCCAGACAGCGGUUGAUACGGGAGAGCGUUGCGGCCGCGAUUCGGUCACAAUCGCUGAUAGCCGCCUGAUUCUCCGGUAGGGAAAUUCCAAUAUUACGACAUUGAAAACAUCACACGCACACUACGACUAGCAGCCGAUCCGCAGUCAUGGAAGAGCCGUGAUCGACCCAACACGGAACGGGAACUGAUUGUUGAUAGAACUAAUAUAUGUACCACCUUAAUCAAACAACAGUUGAGUGCCGAUCGUGAGUUGGUUAAGUUGGAAUUCGUACGAUAUUCUGUGGACGAGUGUUGAUUGUUGUGGUGUAUCGAUCAUUCGAUCUGCUAUCUCACUGCUGGUGAUUGGUUCGUGAAUAAUCUCAGUGUACCAAGAGGAAGUAAUCCGCAUGUUCUGACCAACACCUGGAACCGUCCUCGCCGGCAAAAUGGAUAAUUUGUUCGCUUAGUACGUCACGGUUUCAACCCGGUGUCACUCAUUUUAGCACCGUUCGCCGACUCUUCAGAACAUAAACAAACGUUGAAUACAUCUGAAGUUGACAGAUGCGACAAAAUCCGAUGGUAGAAAAUAUGAAGUCCGUCUGCAGUUCGAGGUCGAGUUUGGUGUAUGCCGGUAUGACUUUGCUUUUGCUAUCGACCACGUCGGCAUCGUCGGCAAACAUUUCACAGCAAAAAACCAACCAACUGCAAAAUCAACCGGAUCCAGUGCCGCUCAGCAACGAUUUCGACUGGAAGCUGGUGAAAGAAGUAUUCCAGCACGAACAGACAAACACAAUCUUCUCUCCCUUUUCGAUCAAAUUGCUGCUCACGCUGCUGCACGAAGCAUCUGGGAAGAAUAGCACUACAGAACGAGAGCUGUCGAAAGCACUUUCCGGCUCGGACCUGAACAGAACCCGCCAGCUGUAUCGGGAAUUCCUGGAAAGCUCCACGAAAGAAAAUAAGGAUUACGAGUUCAACAUCGGGACUCGAAUAUUUAUGGAUCAAAGCAUAGCGAAUGUCACCGAUGCCUACACGGAGCUGGUUGAAUCGUGUUACAAAACGACCAUAGAACCGGUUACGUUCCGGAAUUCCACGGCGACGGCCACGAAAAUUAACGAUUGGUGUGCAAAAAUAACUCUCGGCCAUCUGAACGAUCUGGUGACGGAAGAUCACAUACAAGAUGCCUCCAUGGUAAUCGCUAAUGCCCUUUUCCUGAAGGCUUCCUGGAAAAAUUCGUUCACAGAGGAGUACACCCAGAAGCGACCAUUCCACGUUGCCGACAGUCGGACCGAAGACGUUGAAUUUAUGGAGCAAACUAACAUUUACGAGUACCUGGACGACCAGGACCUUCAGCUUGAGAUACUGAAACUACCGUACAAAGGGCGUCACUUUUCGCUUUAUCUAGUCCUACCGUACGUGAACAAUACUCUGGAAAAAGCUAUUGCUUUGCUAAGUACUGAUAGCAUGUUUAAACUACAGGACAAAUUAGGACGCGAGGAAAUUGUAGUCAUUAUUCCAAAGUUUAAAUUCGACUUCGGUAUAGCGAUGAAUGAUUACUUGAAAACCCUCGGAAUCUCCGAGAUAUUCACUCGAAAAGCCAACCUACCGCAACUUUCCGGUGGAAAGAUUUCCAACCUGGAAGUGUCGAAGAUACUGCAGAAAGCAGGCAUCGAAGUAAAUGAGCGGGGAACGCUUGCAUUUGCGGCGACAGAAAUUCAACUAGUAAAUAAAUUCGGCAUCGACGAUAGUCCCAUCCAGUUUGAAGCCAACCGGCCGUUUAUGUUCUACAUCAAGGACGAAGACUCGGAUGCGAUACUGUUCGUGGGAAAGGUGCUAAAUCCGGUUGCAACGAAGGAAUUCAAGUACAACUCUCAAACAGUGCCACUCGAUCGCUCUCACACGACGACUGCGUUGGUCAGUAGAAUACGAAGCCCGGCCUCCGUCACAUCUGUACGAUCCGCAUUCAUCAGUGAAUUUUGUUUGACAUACUCGUGGAUCUCGCUUCGAACGGUCAUGAUCAUCACAAACAAAUUUUUGUGGAUGGUGUUGCUGAUAAGCAUUGUCUGCUCAAGCAAUGGGGGAAUAUCUUUGGCAAAACGUCGCUCGGGAAUCAUUAGAAGUCGCUACAUAGACGAGGAACCGGAGCCGACGCGUAAUGACGAGUUUGACUGGCAACUGAUAAAGAAAACGUUCAACAAAGAACCAACGAAUGCUGCACUGUCAACUUUUCUGGUGAAAUACUUGCUUAACAUUUUGUACGAGGGCACGGGAACCAAUUCGCAAACCCAACGCGAACUGAGUAAUCCACUGGGACGAACACCCGGGAACUUUGACGUUCCAAACUGCGUUGAAAUAAUGAACACCCUUCGGAAUAACAGUAAACGACUGCACGUAGCCAGCAGAGUGUUUGCUGAUCAGCUGAUUAGUGUUACUCAGAAAUACGCCAGUACGGUUGCACUGUACUACGAUGCGAGUGUUGUACAAGUGGAUUUCCAGCAGCCCCAGCAAGCGGCCGAGGUCAUCAAUGGUUGGGUUUCGAAUGGGACGCAGGGUCAGAUACAGGAGGUAAUCAAUGCACGGGACAUACAAGGUUCGGUGCUGGUGCUGGCCAGUACCAUCUACUUCAAAGGGCUUUGGCGGAACGUUUUUCCGGAGUCUGCUACAGUGGAUUAUCCUUUCAAAACAAGCGACGGCCGAACGAUCAACGUUCCGUCGAUGAAACAAAUUCAAAAUUUGUACUAUUCGGAGUCCACUCAGUUGAAAGCAAAACUGUUACGACUGCCAUACGAAGAAGGACGCUACACAAUGAUCCUACUGCUGCCGGAUGAAGACAGCAAUCUUAAUCAACUAAUAAACGCAUUGUCUGGUGAUGCCAUCCAUCAGGCGAUCCGUGACAUGGAAGACAUUGAAGUAAAGGUGCAGCUUCCACGAUUUAAGAUAGAUUUCUCUAAUUCAAUGAAAGAAGCACUGCAACAGCUGGGAAUCAAUCGUAUUUUUGAGGACAACGCCGAGCUCAGCGGAAUCGCUCGUGGGUCAAGUCUUCCGCUGAAGGCUUCCGAUAUAUUUCAAAAGACGGUGAUAGUCGUGGAUGAAAAAGGAAGCACGGCCAGUUCGGCAGCCGGGUCAUCACUGGUCUACACCAUUGCGAGCGAUCCGGAGAAAUUUGUGGUGGAUAGACCAUUCCUGUUUUUCAUCGAAGAGGAAUCAACCGGGACGCUACUGUUCGCCGGAAAAGUUGAAGAUCCAUUGCAGUAGACACUGGCUGCCUGCUUCUGAUGCUAUAUUGAUUCGUAAUUUUGUAUUUUUGAAGCGAUUCGUGCAGGCCAGAACGAUUAUUCUUUUUCGCGAAAUAAUACUGUUUUGUUCUAAUAUAAAUUACGUAGCAUUGAGUCUAAAAUGUAAUUAUUAAACGAA
Messenger RNA from Malaya genurostris, 3654 nucleotides. RefSeq lists its product as uncharacterized. Lineage: Eukaryota; Metazoa; Arthropoda; Insecta; Diptera; Culicidae. The coding region runs from base 805 to 3495 and encodes 896 amino acids. Gene Ontology annotation, molecular function: serine-type endopeptidase inhibitor activity. The record is from RefSeq and is a predicted model, not a curated record. The transcript is spliced from 11 exons.